Iphiclides podalirius (scarce swallowtail) is the source of this 246-nucleotide messenger RNA. The record is from the annotation of a GenBank genome assembly. NCBI's taxonomy places the organism in Eukaryota, Metazoa, Arthropoda, Insecta, Lepidoptera, Papilionidae.
AUGUUCAAAUUGUUUAUCUUCGCGUGCUUCCUCGCUCUGGCCGCCGCUAAGCCCGGCGUGCUGCCAGUGGCUUACACAGCACCAUUGACGGCGUAUACUGCGCCCUUCGCUGCAGCAUACACUGCACCCGUGGCCGCAGCGUACACUGCACCCCUCGCCUACUCCGCGUACUCAGCGUACACCGCGCCCGUAGCUGCUUACUCCACAUACACAUACGCCCCCUCCUCAGCUUAUUAUCUGCGUCGU